Messenger RNA from Exserohilum turcica Et28A, 6340 nucleotides. RefSeq lists its product as uncharacterized. The record is from RefSeq and is a predicted model, not a curated record. Bases 1 to 6036 code for a protein of 2011 amino acids. Gene Ontology annotation, biological process: regulation of ARF protein signal transduction. NCBI's taxonomy places the organism in Eukaryota, Fungi, Ascomycota, Dothideomycetes, Pleosporales, Pleosporaceae. The transcript has 2 exons. Gene Ontology annotation, molecular function: guanyl-nucleotide exchange factor activity.
AUGGCCGACACCGAACCCCCACCCCCGCCAGCAGCAACAGCAGCCGCCGCCGCCGCCAUCGAGGAGCGCGAGACGCCGGCUGCACAAGAAAAAGAAGAGGCCAAGGACGAGAGGGCAGAGCAGAAAGACAACGAGCACGACGACGAGGGGGACAGUGAGCACGACGAAGAUGACGACGAAGAGGAGACCAGCUCAGACGCAGGCUCCGAGCAGGCCCCAGAAGGACCAUCACCAUCACAACAAGAACAACAACAGGCAGCAGCAGCAGCAGAGCCACCACCACCACACGAGACAGCCCCCCCUGCGACCGCCCCCCCUCGCGAACAAGCAGACACAUCACCGUCUUCACCACCCCCCACAGAAGCGCCAGCACUCGCCGUGCCCGAUGGCGCAGACGCGCCGCGCACCUCUGAGCAAAUGUUCGACCACCGCCUCCCGCUCCAGAAUCGCCCCCGAACAGACUCGCAGUCGACCGUCGCUACAACGGCGACACGCCCCUCGACACGCAGCUCCCUCGUUUUCGUCGUCACGGCCCUCGAGACAAUUGCUGCGUCCAAGGACGCCCGCAAGAACAAGAAGCUCGGAGACAGCACCAAUGCCGCCCUGUCGGCCAUCAAGAACGAGGGCGACCCCGCGCGGAUCAGCCCGGAGGUGCUAUUUGAGCCCCUUCAGCUGGCUUCCGAGGCCCCCAAUGUCCCCGUCUCUAUCGCUGCCCUCGACUGCAUCGGCAAGCUGAUUAGCUACUCGUAUUUCUCGGUCCCCUCCGAGCCACGGGCCGACAGCAGCGAGGCGCCGCCCCUGAUUGAGCGAGCCAUUGACACAAUAUGCGACUGCUUCCAGGGCGAGGCCACGGCCCCCGAGAUACAACUGCAGAUUGUCAAGUCCCUGCUCGCGGCCAUUUUGAACGACAAGAUUGUGGUGCACGGAGCGGGAUUGCUCAAGGCCGUGCGACUCACGUACAACAUCUUUCUCCUCUCCAAGUCUAGCGCAAACCAGCAGGUUGCUCAGGGUGCAUUGACCCAGAUGGUCGGAACCGUCUUCGAGAGGGUCAAGGCCAGGCUGGCUGCCAAGGAAGCUCGCUUGAACCUGUCGCGCGUGUCUCUCAACGACAAGAAUGUGUCUGAAGAGAGCGUACAGCAGGACGGAGCUAGUCCGGAUGGCGACGAGGCCAACGGCGACGACGAGCACGAGGAGUCAGCCGCGCCCAGCGACAAGGCCGUUGACCAACACACGGGGCCCAAGAUUACCCUGCAGAGCUUCGAAAACAACAUGAGCUUCAACGACGACCGCAUACACGACAAUGCGCCAACGCUCGUCACUCGCAUCCAAGCCAAGGCGGGAUCGCGCCAGGUUUCUGGCCACGACGGCUCGUCGCCCCACGUCAACACCGACGAAGAGGAAGAGGACGAGAUAUUUGUCAAGGACGCAUACCUCGUCUUCAGGGCCAUGUGUCGCCUAAGCACAAAGAGCCUGUCAGUCGACCAUGCCCACGACGUGCGCUCGCAAGGCAUGCGCUCCAAGCUCCUCUCGCUGCACAUGAUCCACACCAUCUUGUUUAACAACAUUGCCGUCUUUGUGUCGCCCUACGCCACGAUCCGAAGUGGCAGCGACGAGCCUACGAGUUUCAUCCAGGCCGUCAAGCAGUACCUGUGUUUGAGCCUUAGUCGGAAUGGUGCGAGUUCAGUAAAGCACGUGUUCGAAGUGGCCUGUGAGAUUUUCUGGCAGAUGCUCAAGUUCCUGCGCAUUUCACUCAAGAAGGAAGUCGAGGUGUUUCUCAAGGAGAUCUACCUGGCAACGUUAGACAAGCGAAGUGCCCCUGCAUUUCAGAAGCAAUACAUUUUGACAAUAUUCGGAAGGCUGGCUUCAGACCCCCGAGCCCUGGUAGAGAUCUAUCUCAACUAUGACUGCGACCGCACCGCGCUUGACAACAUGUUUCAACGCGUUGUCGAGCAUCUGUCCAAGAUAUCAAGCAACCCUGUCACAAUCACGCCCAUGCAGCAGCAGGCAUACCAGGAGCAGCGCGAGAAACAGUCCAAGCAGCCCGACUGGCAGACCCGAGGCACGCUACCACCCUCGCUCACCACAGCCUCGAUGAACUCGGCCCACGAAACAGAACACAGCUUUCCCCAAGAGUACGCCAUGAAACAGGAGUCGCUCGAAGCCUUGGUCGACAUACUGCGCUCUCUUGUCAACUGGGCGCAACAGGCGCUCCCCCAGCACACAAAGGCAAACCAUACCGACUUGCGCCCAUCGCUUGACGAUCUGAGGGUAUCCAUGGACACGCGCACCAUCUCUGAAUCCCCAAGGAUUGGUGCAGACUCGGGCACAGUCACGCCGCUUGCCGAGGACGACUACAGCCAACUUGAAAAGGCAAAGCAGCGGAAAACCGCCCUCUCAAAUGCGUUGAGACUAUUCAACUACAAGCCAAAACGUGGACUGAAGGCGCUGAUAGCAGAAGGCUUCAUUCCCUCGAACCGUCCCGAAGACAUUGCUCGCUUCUUCCUUGAUAACGACCAAAUAGACAAGACGGCACUUGGCGAGUUCCUCGGUGAAGGAGACGCCGAGAACAUUGCCAUUAUGCAUGCUUUUGUGGAUUUGAUGGACUUUACAAAAACACGCUUCACAGAUGCUCUGCGCCGUUUCCUGCAGAGCUUCCGGUUGCCUGGCGAAGCCCAAAAGAUUGAUCGCUUCAUGCUCAAGUUUGCCGAACGAUACAUUACCGGCAACCCCAACGCAUACGCCAAUGCCGACACAGCCUAUGUCUUGUCGUACUCGGUCAUUAUGCUGAAUGUCGACCAGCACAGCAAAAAGAUGAAAGGCCCCCGCAUGACGGCCGCGGAUUUCAUCAAGAACAACCGCGGCAUCAACGACAACGCCGAUCUCCCCGAGGAAUAUCUUCAAAGCAUAUUUGAUGAAAUCUCUCAAAACGAGAUUGUGCUCAACACGGAACAAGAAGCGGCUGCGGACAAGGGUCUUCUCCAACAGCAACCCGCCGGAGGACUCUCUAGCAUUGGUCAAGUGCUGACCGGCGGCGCUCGGGAUUCACAACGAGAGGCAAUCGUUCAAGCCUCAGAAGCAAUGGCGAACAAGACUGAGCAGCUGUACAAACAGCUUCUUCGUGCCCAGCGGAGAACAGCCGCCACUCCUACAGUGUCCAAGUUUAUUCCCGCCUCAUCGUCCAAACACGCUGGGCCCAUGUUUGAAGUUGCAUGGAUGCCGAUCCUCACUGCUCUCUCGGGCCAAGCUCAGGAUCACAAUAUUGAGAUUGUUCGCUUGUGCAUCGAGGGCAUCAAACUAGCAAUCCGAAUAUCCUGUCUGUUUGAUCUCGACAGCUCACGGCAGGCAUUUGUGGCUUUCCUCGCCCGCUUCACCAAUCUUUACAACGUGAGCGAGAUGAAGGCCAGGAAUAUGGAAGCUCUCAAAGUAUUGAUUGAGAUUGCACAGACAGAGGGAAACCUCCUUCGGGAAUCCUGGCGCGAGGUUCUCACCAGCGUGUCUCAAUUGGAUCGCUUUCAGCUCAUUUCCGCUGGUAUCGAUGAGCGUGCAGUCCCUGAUGUGCUCAAGUCGAACUCUGGAACUCCCCAGUCGCGGAAAAACCUCAACGUCCCGGCUAAGAGCCGAAGAGCGAACUCGCAGGCCGGUAACCUGAGUUUCCAUUCUGACGUAGCAGAGGAGAGUCGGUCGACUGAGAUUGUUAGAGGAGUCGACCGCAUCUUUACCAACAGUGCAAAUCUGUCGGGAGAAGCGAUUGUCGACUUUGUCAAGGCACUUACUCAGGUCAGCUGGCAGGAAAUCCAGUCUUCUGGGCAGAGUGAGUCGCCGCGUACUUAUAGCUUGCAGAAGCUGGUGGAGAUUAGUGGCUACAACAUGACGCGUGUGCGUUUCGAGUGGACCAACAUCUGGCAGGUACUCGGCGCUCACUUCAACGAAGUGGGCUGCCACACCAACACCAACGUGGUCUAUUUUGCCCUCAAUUCUUUGCGACAGUUGUCAAUGAAGUUUAUGGAGAUUGAGGAACUGCCCGGUUUCAAGUUUCAAAAGGACUUUUUGAAACCGUUUGAGCACAUUAUCAACAACACCAACGUCGUCUCCGUCAAGGACAUGGUGCUGCGUUGUUUGAUCCAAAUGAUCCAAGCCCGUGGAGAGAACAUUCGCUCUGGCUGGAAGACCAUGUUUGGGGUCUUCACAGUGGCUGCGAGAGAGCCAUAUGAGGGCAUCGUCAACCUCGCAUUUGAGAAUGUCACUCAAGUGUACAACACGCGCUUUGGCGUGGUCAUAUCACAAGGUGCCUUUGCCGACCUGAUUGUCUGUCUCACAGAAUUCUCAAAGAACUUCAAGUUCCAAAAGAAGUCGCUACAAGCAAUAGAACUCCUGAAGUCGUCUGUGCCCAAGAUGCUGCGAACGCCAGAAUGCUCGUUGUCUGCUCGCGCCGGGUACCUGAAAGAAUCCGACAUGGGUUCUUCCAUACCAAAGCAACCCAGCCGUCAAACACAAGAGGAGCAGUUUUGGUUCCCCGUCCUGUUCGCUUUCCACGAUGUCCUGAUGACAGGCGAAGAUCUCGAGGUGCGCUCAAGGGCCUUGAGCUAUCUGUUCGACACUCUAAUCAGCUAUGGCAACAACUUCCCCCGUGAGUUCUGGGACAUGCUAUGGCGACAGUUGCUGUACCCCAUCUUCAUGGUGUUGAAAUCAAAGUCGGAAAUGACCAAGGUUUUGAACCAUGAAGAGCUUUCUGUUUGGCUUUCGACAACCAUGAUCCAGGCUCUGCGCAACAUGAUCAAACUCUUCACGCACUUUUUCGAUGCAUUAGAGUACAUGCUCGAUCGCUUCCUUGAUCUUCUGGCGCUUUGCAUAUGCCAGGAGAACGACACGUUGGCUCGCAUUGGCAGCAAUUGCCUUCAGCAGCUCAUACUGCAGAACGUCCAAAAGUUCACACCAGGCCACUGGAGUCAGAUUGUGAGGGCAUUUGUUGAUCUUUUCCAGAGGACAGAGGCGACGGCGUUGUUCUCCGCAGCCACUGGCGGAUCCUCUCCACAGCAACCCUCAUUAAACGGCUCGGGGAAUUCGGCGGACAACGCUACGCCAACAGUAGACGGACCGCCAGGCGAGCUGUCGCUGCAGACACCUACUGAGGAGCCAAAGAUGGCCAAUGCACUUGGUAUCAACGGCCUGUCAAGCGGACGGCGGCCAUCGCUUGUUGCCUCAGACGCGAGCACGAUAGCCGCCGAGCAACGCAUGCCCUCUCCGCUACCUAAGCGUCAGACACAAGAUCUCGAGGAUUAUCGUCCCGAGACCCAAGACCUCCAGCAGCCUCCGGUAGUCGUCACCGCUGCCCGGCGGCGCUUCUUCAACCAAAUCAUCACAAAGUGUGUGCUCCAACUACUCAUGAUUGAGACUGUGCAGGAGCUGUUCACCAACGAUGCUGUGUACGAAAAGAUACCCUCGGGUGAGCUCUUGCGUCUCAUGGCGGUGCUCAAAAAAUCGUACCACUUUGCCAAGCGCUUCAACGCGAACCGCGAUUUGCGGUCCCGACUCUUCAAGGAAGGUUUCAUGAAGCAACCGCCAAAUCUGCUCAAGCAGGAAAGUGGAUCCGCAUCGGUCUAUGUGAGCAUCUUGUUUAGAAUGUAUCAUGACACAUCAAACGACCGCGCGGCCUCGCGUGCCGACACGGAAGCUGCACUGAUCCCGCUGUGCGAAGAUAUAAUCGCCUCGUACGUGGAGCUUGACGAGGAGACGCAGCAGCGCAACAUUAUGACUUGGCGGCCCGUGGUUGUGACUGUUCUCGAUGGUUACACUGGCUUGCCCACAACCGACUUUGAAAAGAACAUUGUCAUUUUUGCGCCUCUGGUUGUCGGUCUAUUGGGCACAGAAAUGGCGCCAGAUGUGCAACGCAGCGUACAAGCCCUGGUCGGGCGCAUUUUCGAAACCAAACUGGGCAUGGACAAAGUACCGCUUAUGCCGGCUAUCAGCCGUAGUCCUCGCGGCAGCUUUGUAGGAAGCCCUACGAUACAGAGGAGAGCUAGUAAAAGUGGACGGUAGAGUGAUCCUCUUUGAGUGUUCCCUCUCUGUUGUCAUUUUUUCCAUGAAUCAAGCACCAUUUCUGUACAAUUUACCACUUCGGAACAGGGAUGUUUGUGCGUUUUGUAUUGUUGCUUUUCUUUUCCGAUUGAUUAGGGUUAGAUGUUGGAGUGGUGUUUUAGCUGCUCCUCUACACCAAUACUUUUCUGGUAUACUAUUGGAUCUCGAGUCCGCAUGAGGCAAAGUGUUUGGGGAAAUGAUGAAGGGUGGACAGCAAGAGGGCGUUUUAUUUUUGCCAAAGUGCAAAAAGUUGGACAAGUUUAUU